CAAGGUCUGUCGAACUCUUCCGGUUCAGUCCUGCGCACUGAACAUCAAACAAUCUAAAAUUGAACGCCUCGUCAGUAAAGUUCGGAUUUAAGGUUGGGCUUUGGGGCUCUUCGGUCAAAGGGACGGACUGGGAGCUGUGGGAUACAAGUGUUAAAGCUCCAGUUCAGACAUGUUAUCUAGACAUUACAGUCCAUUUCCAGAUGUGUAGUUCAAACUUCAACACGCCUGUCCUCUCUGUCAGUUUCCGCUGAGCCCAGGAGGGGUCAUGGAGAAGGAUGACAUCUGUUUCUGUACUGUGGUGGAUAUGAAGAGUCAGGGUAAAUAUGUGUGCUACACCCGCAGCAAAGGAGGAGGACUCAGUGUUCGUGUGACAGAUGCAGCAGCUGUUUGGAGCUCAGACUGCUCCGAGGACACCCUGAAACAGCUGGGACACAGGCUGUCCCUGACGUCCACAGAGGAUUACAUCCUAAGGUUCAGGGCCUCCUGCCUCAGUGGGGAUGUAAGUGUUGUGGUGGAGAACACCAGUGUGGCUCUUCGUGUGAGUUCAGGGCUGACUGAGCUGAAUUUGACCCUAACCAGGAUGGAGGCCCCUCAGGCCAUGCAGGAGCUGAAGGAGCUGCUCUUCACCAUGGCUGACAGACUCACACAGCUCGGCGGUGGAAGCCCUGCUGCGAGUCCACUGAAAAAUCUUCAGCGAUGCCCAGCAGACUUUAAACCACGUCAGCAGCAGCUGAAUGACGCAUCGUCCGGGACGGUAAAGAGGAGGCUUCCUGGAGCUUCACUCAUCAACCCAGGAACUAAAAAAAAGAUGCAGGCGACCGGUGUGGCUUUUGAAGAUGAAGACUGAUUUCUUUCUGUGUUUUAAUCAAUUGUAUAGAUGUUGGAGUUUUCAGUGAAUGUUCCUUUAAGUCAACUGAAGUAACACUGAUGUAUUUUUAUGAAAUGUGUUUUUAAUACAGAUUAUGGUGUCCUCUGGGUUUGACAACUAGUUUUGUGGUGAAUGCUGGAAAUUAAUCAUGUAAAAUGGAUUAAGCUCAGAAAUGAAAUAAAGUGACUUCUAUGUGGAUAAAAGUUGAA
Messenger RNA from Girardinichthys multiradiatus, 1077 nucleotides. It is a transcript of the gene paxx, whose product is annotated as PAXX non-homologous end joining factor. The record is from RefSeq and is a predicted model, not a curated record. The transcript is spliced from 7 exons. The coding region runs from base 266 to 847 and encodes 193 amino acids. Gene Ontology annotation, biological process: double-strand break repair via nonhomologous end joining. NCBI's taxonomy places the organism in Eukaryota, Metazoa, Chordata, Actinopteri, Cyprinodontiformes, Goodeidae. Gene Ontology annotation, cellular component: nonhomologous end joining complex; nucleus; site of double-strand break. Gene Ontology annotation, molecular function: molecular adaptor activity.